UAUUUGCCUCCCAAAAUAGGUCGCAAACACAAAGCUCACCGCCAGCAGCUGCAGCAAGGUAAGCGUUGGUGCAAGGGCGAGAAAGGUGAAGGAAAGCGAAAAGGCAAGGGAGGAAGGGGCAAGAUGGGACAAGACCAGUCCAUUCCUCUAGUGGAUGAGAACACCCCGACACAGACGCUCGAAAACCGGUCUGUGGAGGCUGUUGCUAAAUACAUCAAGGAUGGACGCGCUCGACGGAUUGUCGUCAUGACUGGCGCGGGAAUCAGUACUUCAGCAGGAAUUCCUGAUUUUCGGUCUCCAGAAACCGGUCUUUACGCCAAUCUCGCGCGCCUAAACCUCCCGUAUGCAGAAGCGGUCUUCAAUAUCAGCUACUUCCGAAGCAACCCCCUCCCGUUUUACACACUCGCACAGGAGCUGUACCCCGGGAAUUACAGGCCUACAAUUACUCACUCGUUCAUCAACCUGCUACACCAGAAGGGGUUGCUGCUGAAGUUGUUCACGCAGAACAUUGACUGCCUAGAGCGGGAAGCAGGGCUGCCCGACGACAUGAUUGUGGAGGCACACGGUAGUUUUGCCAAACAAAGCUGCAUCGAAUGCAAGACCCCCUACCCCGAAGAACUCAUGAAGAAAGCCAUCCGCGAAAAGAGUGUACCCCGCUGCCUGUCUGACUCAUGCGACGGCCUCGUGAAACCCGAAAUCGUCUUCUUUGGCGAAUCCCUUCCUGAAGAGUUCUUCAUGAACAGGCAUUUACCCAGUCAGGCGGACCUCUGCAUUAUAAUGGGGACGAGUCUGAGCGUCCAUCCUUUCGCGGGGCUGCCGCAAUUGUGCGCGGAUGAGACCCCCAGAGUCCUGAUAAACCAGGAUCAGGUUGGCGAGGUAGGAUCAAGGACAGAUGACGUACUCUUGUUAGGAGACUGCGAUGAUGGUGUCAAGAGGCUUGCAGAAGCUUGUGGGUGGCUUGAAGAGCUUGAAGAGAUGUGGAGAAGGACCGCCCCAGAGAAGGCAAAAGAGGAGGAGAAGCCAAAGAAGACCCGAGAUGAAGAAUUGGAGGAUGAGGUCGAGAAGCUUACGAGGGAGGUCGAGCAGAGCCUGAAGCUGGGCGAGGCACAAUACAAGUGGUUGGAGAAUCACGUCGACAACAAGCUCUCCCGGUUACAGGAGGAGGAGAAGAACGGAACGCUACCGGAAUCCGCGACCACCGAACCGGGGAAGAAGGGAGAGCAGGGAGCACCUAGUAUUACACUGAAGCCAGAAACUGCUCCAAAUGAGUCCAACGGCGAUGUGUUGAAGCUCUCGUCCCUACUUCUAGAGAAGAAGUCGUCACCUUGA
Molecule: messenger RNA, 1329 nt
Organism: Lindgomyces ingoldianus
Lineage: Eukaryota; Fungi; Ascomycota; Dothideomycetes; Pleosporales; Lindgomycetaceae
Product: NAD-dependent deacetylase sirtuin-2
Exons: 3
Molecular function (GO): NAD+ binding
Source: RefSeq, a predicted model, not a curated record